Mytilus trossulus (common blue mussel) is the source of this 1853-nucleotide messenger RNA. RefSeq names its product putative carbonic anhydrase-like protein 1. Bases 320 to 1252 code for a protein of 310 amino acids. Lineage: Eukaryota; Metazoa; Mollusca; Bivalvia; Mytilida; Mytilidae. The transcript is spliced from 11 exons. Gene Ontology annotation, molecular function: zinc ion binding; carbonate dehydratase activity. The record is from RefSeq and is a predicted model, not a curated record.
CUCAUCAUUUCAUUUGAAAUCUUGAACGGUUAUUUGUCGACACGAAACUAGCUUUUCUAUUAGUCUAAUGUUAAGCCGCGCAUCUUCAAAUAACUCCGCCCCAUAAUUAAAAUGUUGAACGGGAAAAGACGAGACAAAAUUCACUUAUGGAUAUUGAUGAUAUACAGUGAUUCAAUAAAAACAUCAACAAUUCAUCUAUCAAAUAUGAUUUUUGACGCAUGAGGAAGUCCAAGAUUGAUACUAAGAAAGCGUACUUAAAAGCUCAGAAUUAUCAAACAUCCCAAAUGAACGGAUUUAAACAGCGCUAUAACAUACCGUCAUGUCUUGGAUGGUUUUAUUUGCCUUGAUCCUUCCAAAAUCUUUUGCCAAUGAAUUAGGAAAGGUCUGGGGAUACGAUUCACAUCUCGCGCCAGAAUAUUGGGGCAAAUUACACGGCAAGGAAUGGGAUCUAUGCAAAAGCGGUAAACACCAGUCUCCUAUAGAAAUAGAUCCUAGUUUGUUAUUAUUUGAUCCAAACUUAACUAAUCUGCAUAUCAACACAGCUAAUGUUAAUGGGAGAUUGGAAACGAAUGGAUUAGAUAUUACAUUUAGUUUAGACGAAGACACACAACACUUAUUUAAUAUAACCGGAGGUCCGCUCUCAUAUUCGUAUAAAAUUACAGAUUUGAAAUUUCACUAUGGGAUCAAAGGUUAUGCGGGAUCUGAACAUAAAAUUGGAAACAGGACAUUUCCAGCUGAGGUACACAUGAUAGGAUACAACGACGACGUAUAUAAAAGUAAACCUGAAGCAGAGAUUGGUGCUAAAGGAAUAGUAAUUAUAGCUGUUUUUCUAGAGAUUGGAAGCAAACCUAACUAUGCAAUGGACGAAAUUGUAGAUCAUCUCCCUGGCAUGAGAAAAACAGAUUACAAAGAUAUGAACACAGUUUAUGAGAAAUUUAUAACUUCUUGGGAUCUAUCUCACCUCCUACCAAAUACAGAUCAAUAUAUUACAUACGAGGGCUCGUUUACUCAGCCUGGCUGUCAGGAGACUGUCACCUGGAUAAUAUACAAUAAACCAGUAUAUGUAUCAGAAAGCCAGCUUGACUUACUACGAACUCAUGGUAAAGGUGAUUGGAAUUAUAAAAACACACGACCAGUUCAGUCCAUUAAUCAGAGAGCUGUUCGAACGAAUAUAAAUUUUAAAUCAAAGUCUCGAUUUUGCUCAAUGGAGAGAAAAGUGAAUUACAAAGUAAAUUCAUUCCUUGACAGCUGACACUGAACACGGAGAAUUAGCUUCACAACAAUAGGUGCUUUCAUUAAGAAGUCAGAAUCAUACCGGAGUCAACACUAGCUUUUAUAAAAUGGUACACGAAUUUGUUAUACAAGAAGUUUUUGUAGUCUUCCAAGUCUGAUUGAAUGUGAUGAUAAAACACAUAAAUGAUAUUCAGUGAAUAUGACAAAAUAAUGUGAUGAAAAGUAAAAUUUUAACAAUGAUUUAAAACAUCCGCUAGUGUCGUUCAUUUUUUUUACAUUAAGUGAUGAACAAUAGGUAUGUACUCAUCUAUCAUCUGAAUCUAAAUAUAGUUUUUGUACAACAUUUGUGUGCGGGUUCAGACACUUAAAAUGAUGUUUAUUUUGAUUUCACCGAUGUGUUACAUUUAUUGGACAGAACAAACUGUAUAGGUUCAAAAUAUAAUAGCCAAUAUCUGCAUGUAUUUAUAUAUCAAUAACGUUACAAAGUCUAAUGUCAACGAUUUGCAUAAUAAAAAGUUAAUAUUCCAAUUUCAAACAAUAAAUUGUUACAUACUGUAUAUCUUGUACUCGUUGUAUUGUUUUUAACAGAGUUUUAUAUAUUCAACACAUAACUUAAAAAU